Messenger RNA from Periophthalmus magnuspinnatus, 2328 nucleotides. It is a transcript of the gene prmt8b, whose product is annotated as protein arginine methyltransferase 8b. Gene Ontology annotation, molecular function: protein-arginine N-methyltransferase activity. The record is from RefSeq and is a predicted model, not a curated record. Gene Ontology annotation, cellular component: plasma membrane. The coding region runs from base 337 to 1551 and encodes 404 amino acids. NCBI's taxonomy places the organism in Eukaryota, Metazoa, Chordata, Actinopteri, Gobiiformes, Gobiidae. Gene Ontology annotation, biological process: peptidyl-arginine methylation. The transcript is spliced from 10 exons.
GUGCGUUCGGUUGUUAAUGGAUGUAGGUUCCAUCUAGGAUCACAACAGAAAACCUCUCCGUACUGGCGCUCCAAGACUGCGUUUUGAAAAUCUGCAGGGGAAAAAUGGCAUCACUUUUGCAAUUAUGGACGAUUGGAGAGUCUGUCAGUUGGCAAAAUUGAUUUAUUUAACAACUUUUUGCCGCAUUUUAUUCUAUACUAAGUUGUAUUUUAUCAAGGUUGACACAUCUGCCUAUGGAUUCAGAACUGUUUUGUGAUCCGUGCGUGUUUUUAUAUACUAUAUUUGGGAGCGAAACUGACACUUGAAAGAGUUUAUUUCGAAAUCUCGCCGGCUCUCAUGGGACUCCGGCAUUCGUCACGUUGUUUGCUGCUACGGCGAAAGAUGGCGGAGGCGGACAGCUCGGAGCGCCAACAGACUGUCUCGCAGCUCUCCCAGUCUGCCCAGCCCUCUUCUCUUCCCAAACCAGUGCCUAGUGCCCACCACGUACCAUGUGUGCCCCACACUCCUCAUCUGGCAGCUCUGACCACUUGUGUCGGCAGAGGCAAAGUCACCAAAUUCAUCAGUCCAGAGGAAAUGACAUCACGAGACUACUACUUUGAUUCCUAUGCCCAUUUUGGCAUCCAUGAGGAAAUGCUGAAGGAUGAAGUGCGGACACUCACAUACAGAAAUGCCAUGUACCACAACAAACACGUGUUUAAGGAUAAGAUUGUCUUGGAUGUGGGCAGUGGCACUGGGAUCCUGUCUAUGUUUGCUGCUAAUGCUGGUGCUAAACAUGUCUAUGGGAUCGAAUGUUCGAGUAUAUCAGAAUAUUCAGAGAAGAUUAUAAAGUCAAAUCACUUGCACAAUGUCAUCACUAUCUUCAAGGGGAAGGUGGAGGAGGUGGAGCUGCCUGUAGAUAAAGUGGACAUUAUCAUCUCAGAAUGGAUGGGCUACUGCCUCUUCUAUGAGUCUAUGCUUAACACUGUCAUCUUUGCCAGGGACAAGUGGCUGAAACCCGGAGGUCUAAUGUUCCCAGACAGAGCAGCACUAUACGUGGUUGCCAUUGAGGACAGGCAGUACAAGGACUACAAAAUUCAUUGGUGGGAAAAUGUGUAUGGAUUCGACAUGAGUUGUAUUCGCAAUGUGGCCAUCAAAGAGCCAUUGGUGGAUGUGGUUGAUCCCAAACAGAUUGUUACUAACUCCUGUCUACUCAAGGAGGUGGACGUUUACACUGUGAAGCUGGAAGACCUAUCUUUCACAUCAGCCUUCUGUCUACAGAUUCAGCGUAAUGACUAUGUUCAUGCCCUAGUCACUUAUUUCAACAUUGAGUUCACCAAGUGUCACAAGAAGACGGGCUUCUGUACUGCUCCAGACGCCCCCAGUACUCACUGGAAGCAGACAGUAUUUUACUUGGAGGAUUAUCUGACAGUGAAAAAGGGAGAGGAGAUCUUUGGCAGUAUCACAGUUAGGCCUAAUGAAAAAAAUGUGAGAGACUUGGAGUUUACCCUGGAGCUAGAUUUUAAAGGACAACUUUGUGAAGCUGCCAUAUCACAUGACUACAAAAUGCGCUAGUACCUAUGGCUCCAGCAUUGGAAUUGAAUUGGACACAAUAUUUUCAGCACGAGUACCCUGCAAAAUCGAAUCUGUUGGUGGAGAAUUAUGAGCAAUAGUCCCAUCUCUGAGUGACCGAAGCCCAUCUGAAUGUAAAAUUUUGAUGUCCCCUUUUAUGCAUUUUGGUUUAUACAUUCAGUGCAAUAAUGUAAAUGGACUAAGUGUAAUUUAUUUGCAUGGUGAUCAUGUUUUGACUGUAUUUGCUAGGAUAGAUGCAAGUGUUUUACUGAAAGUUGAUCUAGUGCCAAGACAAAGUAUGCCAAUGCUUCAGAUGAUACAAAAGGCUAUAAUAUAUGUAGAAAAAAAUUAAUCAAUUGGAGAAACUUGUUGAAUUUUACAACACAAUGAUUCAUGGGUUUUAUUUUUGAUUUAAAAUACAUGUAAAGAUCACAUAAAAUGGAUCAAGAUGGCAUUAAAAUAUAAAACAUGGUCACAUCAUCUUGUGUUAAGAUUAACUCGAUUCAACUGUAUAAUUUAAAUCAGAGCACCAAUGUCACUAAAAUAUUUAUUUCAAAAGUGGGUAGUACUCAUUCACAUUUAUUCAGUUCUAUUUACUGAAGUUACUUUUUCAUAAAAUUGUACAUAUCUAAAUCAUGUUCCUGUUUUUUUUCUCCUACUUGAGUAAUACAUUUUACAUACAGUGUAACAAUACCCUUACUUGAGUGUUUUGGUUACUUUUCAAACUGAAUAGGUGACAAAAGCUUUAUAUAGUACAUGGUAUUAAAUGACUUCUCAAAC